This is a messenger RNA of Pisolithus orientalis, 1233 nucleotides long. RefSeq lists its product as uncharacterized. Gene Ontology annotation, molecular function: protein C-terminal S-isoprenylcysteine carboxyl O-methyltransferase activity. The record is from RefSeq and is a predicted model, not a curated record. The coding region runs from base 1 to 738 and encodes 245 amino acids. NCBI's taxonomy places the organism in Eukaryota, Fungi, Basidiomycota, Agaricomycetes, Boletales, Pisolithaceae. The transcript is spliced from 2 exons. Gene Ontology annotation, biological process: C-terminal protein methylation. Gene Ontology annotation, cellular component: membrane.
AUGGUCGUGGCGCCGGUUUGCAAAGGGAUUCUUACUUUGGCGGCCUUAGCCAUUCUGCAAUCUGUCUUGUCACCUCCUCACAAGCCGCAGACCAAAGAGCGGUAUGAGCCCUCUCUGCUAGUAACCCGCGGGCUUCCAAUUUUUCUGCUACUAUCCAAAAUCAUAAGCUGCUCGUGGGGAGUCAUAGAAGCUGCUGCCGCAUUGGCGGGGAGCGAUCUAUGCCCAUCUCCCAUACGUAAAUGGUUCGUGACCCUACUGGUGCAUUCCCCCUCUCCAAGACAGUCCAUCACACAAGCCGGCACACUUUCUCCUGCAUUUCUAUCCGGAAUAUGUUUGACGAUCGCUGGGUCGUUGCUCCGACGGCGCUGUUACCACGUCCUCGGCCGGCUGUUCACUUUCGAACUAAGUAUUCGGGAAGGUCAUAAGCUCAUCACCUCCGGCCCUUACUCGAUUGUGCGACACCCCAGCUAUACGGGGUGCGUAUUCAUCCAUGUUGGUCAGAUCCUGGUUUUGUUCGAUGACCACUCGUGGCUUGUUGCUUGCUCGGGGUUACUACCGGUUGAUGGGGACACUAUGAUGAGGAUACUAUGGGCGACGAGAGUCCUUCUGUUGUCGGCGGGAUACGUAUGGACCAUACGCAUAAAUAAUGAGGAUGCGAUGCUUGAGAAAAGCUUCGGGAAGGAGUGGACGAAGUGGACGGAGAAGGUGCCUUAUCGGUUGUUUCCUGGGAUAUAUUAAGAGACAGGGACGAUAGAAAAAACGUAUCUAUGAAACUUGCUAUAUGAACCCUACAGUGGAUCCUCAACCCGGAGAUUUUUCUCCGGGAAAUUUGCAGGAGUGCGGGUGAACGUUCAAGGCGAGACGCUAGGGAAAUGAUAUUGCAUGGACGCCUUGGGGUGGCGGCCGAAUAAAAAAUGCCGGCUGUUCCAUAUGGUCUUGGAGCCUGUGAGAAGUUCUUCAUGGGCCGUGUGUGGCUACGAAAAGACGGACGUUAUCAUGGCGAGGCUAAUACCGCCCAACGAUGCAGAGAAGGCUCCAGCUGCUGGUAGAGAGGCCGAGUCAGGACGCGUUGAAAUCGACGACGUCGUGCAGUGCACCGCUGCUGGCGAGAUAUCUGAAUACGCCGUCGUCGCGGAGGGCGAAGAGCGCACGACGUGGUUCGUAUGGCUCCUGGUAUGCUGCUGCGCGAUAUCCGGAUUGCUGUUCGGUCAGUGCAGCGUUGGGCGCUAGCAA